AUGGCCGCGUCCACCACGUCCGUCUGCUCCAGCGCUUACUCCGACUCCUGGCAGGUGGACGACUGCCCAGAGACCUGCUGUGAGCCUCCCUGCUGCGCCCCCAGCUGCUGCACCCCGGCCUCCUGCCUGACCCUGGUCUGUACCCCAGUGAGCUGUGUGUCCAGGCCCUGCUGCCAGGUGGCCUGUGAGUCCAGCCCCUGCCAAUCAGGCUGCACCAGCUCCUGCACACCCUCGUGCUGCCAGCAGUCUAGCUGCCAGCCGGCUUGCUGCACCUCCUCCCCCUGCCAGCAAUCCUGCUGUGUGCCCAUCUGCUGCAAGCCUUCCUGUUGUGUGCCCGUCUGCUGCAAGCCUGUCUGCUGCAAACCCAUCUCCUGUGUGCCCGUCUGCUCUGGGGGUUCCAUUUCAUGCUGCCAGCAGUCUAGCUGCCAGCCGGCUUGCUGCACCUCUUCCCCGUGCCAGCAGUCCUGCUGUGUGCCCAUCCGUUGCAAGCCUGUCUGCUGCAAACCUGUCUCCUGUCUGCCCAUCUGCUCUGGGGCUUCCACUUCAUGCUGCCAACAGUCUAGCUGCCAACCGGCUUGCUGCACCACCUCCUGCUGCAGACCCUCCUCCUCCGUGUCCCUCCUCUGCCACCCCGUGUGCAGGUCCACCUGCUGCGUGCCCAUCUCCUCCUACUGUGCCCCUGCCUCCUCCUGCCAGGCCAGCUGCUGUCGCCCGGCCUCCUGCGUGUCCCUCCUCUGCCGCCCCGUGUGCUCCCGCCCGGCCUGCUGAGGGCUUGGCUCAGGCCAGGAGUCCUGUUGCUGAUGGGCACAUCCCCAGGACCAACUGGUCCUGACUUGGGUUAGAGGUUGCCCCCACCUGGGACGGGGCCCCUAUGUGCUGAGGUGACCUCCCCCUCUUUGCUCCCAGGAGCCCCCAUCCACGCAGCUUCCCAGCUCUUGCCUCCUAGCAGGUGCUCACCUGCCUGCUGGAUCCCCUGUCCUCCCUCCCAGCUUUUCUGCCUCGGGUCACUUGGCCUUGACUUGAACCUGUCAGCACCUCUUCCUGCUCCCAAAUAAACUCCCCUUGGUCACCUGA
Messenger RNA from Mandrillus leucophaeus (drill), 1074 nucleotides. RefSeq names its product keratin-associated protein 10-3-like. The coding region runs from base 1 to 768 and encodes 255 amino acids. Gene Ontology annotation, cellular component: keratin filament. NCBI's taxonomy places the organism in Eukaryota, Metazoa, Chordata, Mammalia, Primates, Cercopithecidae. The transcript is spliced from 2 exons. The record is from RefSeq and is a predicted model, not a curated record.